AUGAACCUCUGCGAGGACGUGUCCUUCUUACAAGUUGAUCGUUCGUGCAGCAGCAGCGCCGAUGAGACGAGACCAGCAGCAAGAACAACUACCACUCCUCACGCCUCCUCCAUCAUUUCGACGGCCAUCGAAACAUCAAUGACUAUUCAUGUCAAUGGUUCAUCAUCAUCAUCAUGGAAAGAAUCGUUUAGAAAACAACAAUUCUCUCAAUCAUCACUUGAUAAUCCCAACAACAGCAAGACAUCACCACCACCACCACAACAACAACAAUUAAAUAAUAUCCAUCAUCAAUAUGGACACCAAACAACCAUCCAAGAGCUGCAGCUUGUAUUUCAUGUCUCAAAAAGUACCGAAACAAGGAGUCUGCUGCGGAGUCUGAAUUCAGACACGAAAACAAUUUUCUCGAAUAAUAAUCAUCAUCAUAAGAAUCAAGAUACUUGUUCAUCAUCAUCAUCAUCACUUUCAUCAGAGUCUUUCAAAUUUCAAAACAACAACGACAAUCAUCGUCAUCAGCAACAACAACGACGACAAGUGAUGGAACAAGGAAAUUCAAGUGAUAUCCGUAACCUCAAUCACAACAUGAACCAUCUCCACCUUGAUCAAGACACUGAAUCCUUCUCUUCUUUCUCGGCGAGCUCUUCCUCGUCUAAUUUCCAAAAAUGGAAACUUGCAAGUUUGGAUGAUGGAAAGCAAUCUUCUAAUCCAGGUGCUAUUAACAACGACAACAAGUAUUUAUCAAGCUUUUAUCGACGAAAACGAUUUUCAGAGGUACCUUCUUUGUGGAUUUUGACUAUGAGAUUCACCCUGUUUCUCACAAUUCUUUUCAUUUUCUCACAUUACAUUUUCACGACAUCGUGGCUGAAUCAGCUUCCGAUUUCAACCGAAAGUGAUGAAAACAAGCCCGUAUUUUCUUCUUCACUGAGAUACAUGUCCACCUUCAUGGUUCUAGCUUAUAGUUUAAAAUCAAGAUAUUUAAAAGACGCCAUUUCCACAGAUAUUGAGUUGGGCAAAUAUCCUGUCACUUGUCAGCCAAUACCCUCACCUUACUCACUUGAGAUAUUUUCAGCUGGUUUACCUUCAUCGGGUGCUCUGGGAAAUGGAUCUAUUGGAAAUGGCACUGUUGCUUUUCCAAGUUCAACAUUGUUUGUGAGUGAUCCAACCCUUGUAGAAUUUCUAAAAGCUGGUCUUCGAAAAAAAGAGAAAACGGAAGAAGACAGUGUCGCAGCCUCUACAUGGUAUCGUAGAGGUUCAUUCGAUAAAGGAGACGACGAUGAUUCCAAACACAGAUCCCAAAAAUCUGGAAAUUAUGCAGUCAUUCGUCAAAUUUCAGCCUCUGUGACGCAUACAAUUGCUCUUGCAGACGAUUAUAGGACUAUCUAUGUGUUUGGAUUGAAUGAAAAUGGUGGACUAGGAGUACCUCCAACAGAUAAUCCAGUACCUGUACUCACCGCUGAUAAUUCUUUUGUUUUUGAUUGGGAAGACCAGAAUACUCUGCUCAACAAGGCAGCAUUUCCAGAAAUGCAGAAACAAAAUAUUCAGAGAACUCCAACAAAUUACAAGUUUAAAUAUCAACAAAAGGAUAUUUAUGUGAAGUCGGUAAACUCUGGAGCUGGUUUUAGUAUUGUACUUUCUGCUACAGGCCAACUUUUUAGUUUUGGAUCUAGAAAUAAUAUGGGACAGCUUGGAAACAAUUCAACAAAGCCAUCUCAAACACCAGUGCUGAUAAUGGAUAAUGUCGAUGAUGUUUCUGUAGAGAAUGAUCACACGGUUUUCGUUAUCAAGAAUCGAUCGGUUGGGUUUUUUGGUUCAAAUGCGAACAACCAAAUGGGUAUUUCUAGCAUUUCCAAUGAGACAAUGAGAGACAUCUAUUUCUCAUAUUUCACGACACCUAUCCUUGCCUAUUUAGAUUCCUUACAAAUUCCAGGCUAUAUUCCACAAGGAAAAGGCUUUGGUGUGAAAGAUGUAGUUGCUGGAAAAUUCAACACUUUAAUCAUUGGAGAUGAAGAGGUUUUAAUUUUAGGAGAUAUCAAUAACUUGGUUACUGACAAACAGGCUCUGGGUUUGGAAUUACGUCCUGCUAAAUUUGUCGGUAGAUUUCCAGGAUAUAAUGUCACCUUUGAGGGCUUGGCAUUCAACAAACAAACAGUAUUUAAUGGCACUUUGGCUUCCGUUGAUGACGUUAAACUGUGUGACAGAUUUUUAUUACUUGUCGACAAAAACAAGAAGGUGUGGGUGUUUGGAACAGCAGCUCCCAAACGUGACGUGUCCAUGUUGGGAGAGAUCACUCCACCAAACUUUUUAAUUAAUUUUGGAGUGCCCAACAAGGUAAUCAAGGCUAAAUGUGGUUCACGUCACGUCGUCGUACUCACAGAGGAUAAUGUGGCAUACGGUGCUGGAUCAAAUUCAUAUGGUCAAUUGGGGGUAUCACCUAGAAUUCGACUCGGCGCAGAAAUUCGAUCUCCCAUAGUGCUUGGAAGAAACGUUACAGACAUUGAAUGUGGAGAUUUUAAUACUUUCCUUACUCGUGACGACAAUACUGUACGAGCAUUUGGUCUUAACAAUUUAGGACAAUUGGGAGUGAAGCCAUCACCUAACAGGUCAUCAGCCAACACUCGUUUCUUGUUUGCAGUUGCAGGAACUACAUCAGUACAGAACAAUGCUCUUGUUAAGGUUGACUAUUCUCCCGUCACAAAUAUUUCCCUUCAGACAGGACCAUUCCAAACAUUUAUACAAACACCAACUUCCUUUUAUGUUACGGGACGUAAUUACAAUUCCAUGUUUUCCUCACUGGCCGAUGUGAUUUAUUCACCAGUUUUGGUGACCAUCAAUGCUAAAAUGAUUUGUUCGACCUUCACCAACACUAUCGUUUUACAGAGAGAUACAAAUGAUUUGUUGUUACUUGGUGCUGACAAUGUUUAUAUGAAAAAUCCUCUCACAGCUUCAAACAAGAAAUUCAAAGCGAUUGCCUGUGGUGCUUACCAUGCUCUCAUGAUUGAUCAAGAUGGAGGUUUAUAUUCAGUGGGUUUGAAUCAAAAUGGACAACUUGGAACUGGAAAUGUUGGCUCUGGAACUGUUCAAGCCACAACUGUGUCUCUGAAUGGAGAAAAGGCAGCUGCCAUUUCAUGUGGAGCAAAACAUUCCAUGGUUUUGACUGAGACAGGAACAGCCUAUGUGUUUGGUGACAAUAGUUAUGGUCAAUGUGGAAUCAGCAGUACGAAUACGCACAAUGUGUUAACUCCAACAAAAUUGCAGACCUCACAAACUGUGAAAAAAAUUGUUGCAGGUUACUAUCACUCGCAUGUCAUGUUAGACGAUGGCACAAUUCUAUCAUUUGGAAGAAACGAUUAUGGCCAAUUGGGUAAUUUGGAAGGAACUAGCAGCUCCUUUAUUUUUUCUCCCACACGAGUGUUAAUUCCAAGUAAUGUAAGAAUUGCUGACAUCUCAUCAGGAGCUUUUCACACUGUCAUGUUGACGACUACAGGAGAGGUCUAUGCAUUUGGAAACAAUGAUUAUGGACAAAUUGGAUCUGCCAAUGAUACCAUUCAGACUUCAAAUAUUAUUUCUUUAUCUGAAUCUAGAAAAGCUAUUUUAAUGGCAAUGGCAGGUGGUUUUCAUAGUGUCUUCUUGUCAGCCCCUGCCAUCAAGGGUUAUUGUCCUGUUAUCACCUGUAAUGGAAUUGUCAGAACAAGCGCUGACGUUUGUAACAGAGGAAAUGGUACUUGCACUAUUGAAGGAAUUUGUUCAUGCAAUACCGGUUACUUUGGAUCCAAUUGCGAAUUUGGUUUAUGUUUUGGAAAGAAUGGAACAGACCCUACUGUUUGUAAUGGAAGAGGUAUUUGUAUUUAUCAAGACACUUGUGUGUGUAAUAGUAAUUACACAGGAGCUCAAUGCCAAACCUUAAUCUCGGCACUUGAUGAGUCAACCAUUCUUGCUAUUGCCUUACCUGUGACAAGCGUUGUUUUACUCAUCUUACUCGCUGGAUUAUUUAUUGCCAUCUCCUUGUUCAUCAUUAUGAAGAAAGAUCGAAAGAAGAAAUCCGAGGAGCGAGAAACAUCAAGUGGAACAGAAAGUGCCAUUGUUGGUGGCACAGAAAGCGCUCUUGUUGGAACCACUCAAAAAGCUGGUGGCGAUUUUGAAUCGAACUUGAGUUUAUCCAUGGAUAAGGAAAUGAAUUUGUUCCAAUCAAAUUCGACUCCUGUCAGUAGCAGUAAUAAUACGAACAAUACGACUCCAUUCUCUGGUACCACUUCAUACAAUCUUAAUCGUUCUACCAACAGUAACAAUAUCAGAACCUUUAUGAACAUUUCACAAGUUUCUACAGCAACAACUCUGACAGAUAAUGGACAGUAUCAGAAUAGCAACGGUGGAACAUCCAUGUUGAUCGAUCGAUUUACAAAUCUUUCAAAGGUUGGAUCGGGUGCUUUUGGUGUGGUCUUGAAGGGUCAAGAUUUGAAACAAAACAAUCAAUGGAAAGCCAUCAAACUCAUUCGUUUUGGUAGUCUUAACGAAUUGAACCAAACUUUGAGAGAGGCCACACAUUUACUGCGAAUGGUUCAUCCAAAUAUUGUUCGUGUGAAUGAUGUUUUUAUUGAUCCAGGUCAACAAAUGUUGUGUAUGGAAAUGGACUUUUAUGAAUUGGGUGAUUUGGAGAAAUUCAUUGAAAAUCAAAUGUUGCUUGGAAUUUUCACACUUCCUGAAGAGAUUGUGGCUCAACUCAUUUAUCAACUCUGCUCUGCACUUCACUACAUGAAUACUGAUUUCAAUAUGAUUCACAGAGAUGUGAAACCUUCUAAUAUUUUCGUCAAGAAUUACAAUCGUCAGAAUUCUUUCAUUGAGGUCGUUCUCGGAGAUUUUGGUCUAGCAAAGAAGGGAUGGAGAAAUAGUUCUACAUCUUUCAAUGAAGCACAAUCUUCAUCUGGAAAUUCUAACAGUGAUGAAUACGUUCUCACAAAUGAGGAGAACACACAAGACUUGUUAUCCAAAGAUGCUCAUACUUUAUUGAGUACACAACUUGGAUUUGCUGGAACACCAAUUUACAUGAGCUGGGAAUCACUUGUUCAAGGAAAGUAUUGCUUUCAAUCAGAUGUCUUCUCAGUGGGUGUCACUGCUUAUCAAUGUUUAACGGGUGAUACUGAAACUUGCAUUACACAACUCUAUCUCAAGGAACAUCAAUACAAACUUCAUCUCAAAGAAACACCAGAAUCUGUCGAACAGUUGAUUAGAAACAAUUUUGCAACAAAGGCUCCUCAAUGUUCACAAGAGCUUGUGGAAAUUGUUAUUUCCAUGUUAAAGAAAAAUCCUGAAGAGAGACCUUUACCAAAUCAAGUGACACAACUCGAAUACUUUCACAAAAUGUUCAAUCGAAAUUAA
Molecule: messenger RNA, 5370 nt
Organism: Naegleria fowleri
Lineage: Eukaryota; Heterolobosea; Eutetramitea; Acrasida; Naegleriidae
Exons: 1
Coding region: 1-5370 (1789 amino acids)
Biological process (GO): protein phosphorylation
Molecular function (GO): ATP binding; protein kinase activity
Source: RefSeq, a predicted model, not a curated record